CUAGUGACAGUAGAUACCGGAAGUAUGGGGGCCUGUCAGUUGCUCGCUCUGGGAUAGAUGUGAGUACGCAACCCUGUCAUGGGUCGCCUUGACUCUAUCUGCGAUGCAAAACUGCAUGGCAGGAACGAUCAUUCACGCCAUUUUUGUUUACCUGCAUUGACCUGGUGCGCUGUUAGUUGUAUGUGCAUGAUUAUGAUUUUUACCAGCGUAUACUUCUCAAAGUAUUCGCUUUUCGAGUUGGGUCUGCUGCCUCUUUUUAUUCAAAGAGUGAGCCCGGCACCAUUCCACGCUUACUCCAGAAAUCUUGGACUGUUCGAGAAACCAAAAGAUAUCAGAAUCGUUGCGCUAGUACCAUUUCGUAACCAUGAGCGAACGGGUAUCCUGGAUUGCUACCUUCAAGAACCUCAUCGAUAACCAUGGAUUCCUCGACCAAGUAAUAUUUAUCCCGCAGACGAAUAACACGGAAAGUCUAGAAUGGCUCGCGUCUACUGUGAAACGCACUCCUCUCUACCAAGUCUUGGGCUUCGGUGAUUAUAUCCAGUGGGGUGGCAUGGAUGGGAAUGUGAUUUUUAUCAAAAUAGAUGGCGAUAUCAUCUUCUUGGAGGAUCAUACAGUCUCUACAAUCGUUAAAACCAAGCUUGACCACCCUGAUUCCCUAAUAGUCUCAGCAAAUGUUAUUAACCAAGCAGCUCUUCAAGCCCUCCAUAGCCAUCCUGGUGUUGCCCUUCCCUAUCUUCCCGAGCUUUCUUCCUCCGACCAGUCUCGGGCUCCUAUCACCCAGGAUUGGCGGGCCACAGAUCUUCCAACCUGGAAAGGCCCUGCCGAUUUCAAAAUACUAAAGGGAUAUCCCCCUCCCUCUGAGAGCUAUCGCUGGCUUCCGUUGGCGGAUGAGGAUGGGGAUCGAACACCAAUUGGCAUGUCCAUAUAUGGUGACAACGGGCCUGAACUGGAUGACUGGACGGUCCAUGCACAGCAGCACUAUUCGUUCCUGCAACAUCUCGAAGACGGCAAUCUAUAUCGGUAUAAAUUCCCCGUGUGGGUCGAUCCCACUGACAGUGUUAGCCCCAACUUUCUAUGUCUACGAGCAGGCGACCCAAGCAUUGUGAAGUCUAUCAUUCAACAGGACUCAGAUAAGCUAUCCUUAGAGGUCGCACAGAAACUUUUGGGCAGGGACCCAGGCGCUAUAAUCGACGGGAAAGGGCUAGCUGCGCAUUACUCCAUUGAGGCAAGUUUGGGGGGGCUGGAAUCUACUGAUCUCCUCCAUCGGUAUCGAGCGUACGCUGAGGAAAUGGCUGUGCUGGAGUAUAAAUUCAACGUUCUCUGGUGCUUUCCAGGUGCCGCAAGACCUGGCUGUUCAUCAGGCCUUGUAGCGUACUUUUGGCCGAUUCUGAAAGUUGAAUAG
Messenger RNA from Aspergillus nomiae NRRL 13137, 1402 nucleotides. RefSeq lists its product as uncharacterized. Bases 365 to 1402 code for a protein of 345 amino acids. The record is from RefSeq and is a predicted model, not a curated record. The transcript is spliced from 3 exons. Lineage: Eukaryota; Fungi; Ascomycota; Eurotiomycetes; Eurotiales; Aspergillaceae.